UCAAAUUCUACGGAGUGUUUUUUGUGUCGCGCUCCUCGUCUGAUCAUAUCAGAGCUUCGUUUCAUUUAAACACAAUUUAACAUCACAUUAAGGGUUAUUUUCUACCUCAACCACCUCAAGAUGGCAGGGAACUUCUGGCAGAGUUCACAUUAUCUGCAGUGGGUUCUGGACAAACAGGAUCUGAUGAAGGAGAGACAGAAAGAUCUCAAGUUCCUCACAGAGGAGGAGUACUGGAAGCUACAGAUAUUUUUUGCCAAUGUGAUUCAAGCCUUGGGAGAACACUUGAAACUCAGGCAGCAGGUCAUCGCCACAGCAACUGUCUACUUUAAGCGCUUCUAUGCCAGAUACUCUCUGAAGAGCAUAGACCCUGUGCUGAUGGCCCCUACAUGUGUAUUCCUGGCCUCUAAAGUCGAGGAAUUUGGUGUUGUUUCGAACACACGGCUUAUUUCUGCAGCAACGUCUGUGUUGAAAACAAGGUUCUCUUAUGCUUUUCCAAAGGAGUUUCCCUUCAGAAUGAACCACAUCCUGGAAUGUGAAUUCUAUUUACUGGAGCUCAUGGACUGCUGUCUGAUCGUGUACCACCCGUACAGGCCAUUACUACAGUAUGUACAGGACAUGGGUCAGGAGGACAUGCUGCUGCCACUGGCUUGGAGGAUAGUGAAUGACACCUACAGGACGGACCUGUGUCUACUUUAUCCACCGUUUAUGAUUGCACUUGCCUGCCUGCAUGUGGCAUGUGUGGUACAGCAGAAAGAUGCCAGGCAGUGGUUUGCUGAGCUGUCUGUUGACAUGGAGAAGAUCCUGGAGAUCAUCAGGGUAAUACUGAAACUUUAUGACCAGUGGAAGAACUUUGAUGAUAGAAAGGAAAUGGCCGCUGUGCUCAACAAGGUGCCCAAACCCAAACCCCCUCCUAACAGUGAGACUGACCAGAGCUCAAACGGGAGUCAGAACAGCUCCUACAGUCAGUCCUAGAGCACCACCUGGUGAAGGACCUGAGGCAGAGUGAUUUAGAGAGGCAAACACAGCACAUUUCGGCACAGUUCAAUGCUGCUUUUCACAAGCACAUCGUUUUAUGACCGUGGGGAAACAGUUUCCUGGCACACACGUCCUCUCUUUCCUCUUCUCUGGGUUCUUCCACCAAUCAGAGCAGAUAGAAUGAUGCCACCUCCUUCCUCCAUCCAAUCAGAGCAGCCCAUGUCAUUCUAGGAGCAGGAGGGAAGCAGGCUGCUCACUUAUAGGAAAUCUGCUUUGAUUUAGAGUUUGUUGUCAGGCUUAAGGCUGUAGUGUUGAAUGUUCUGGACACAAACACACACACAAACGCACCACAACAUUUGAUUAAGAGAGGUGCUGUUUUCCCGAAUCUUGUAAGUCAAAGGUCCUGGGUUCCUUGAAAAGUCCCAUGAAGCUUUCUUUUAAUGGAUGCUCUUUGGGAACAAAGAAAACUUGAUCAUUUUCUGUGUCUGAGAGUGAUGAAGAGAGAGAAAGAGAGAGUGUGUGUGUGUUAAUUACAAAUGUAUUUGUAUGCGUGCCUCUCGUUGACCAUGUCACAGUUUGUAUUCCUCAGGGAAAUGGAUCAGUCCUCUCUACAAAGUGGCUGUCUGUAAACUGAUUGGCCACAGGGCUAUGUGACGGCGAUCUUUUUGAACCCUCGUACUGUGUAAUCAAAUCCUGGUUUGGAUACGUUUUCUUUGACAUGCGUGUGGAUGAGAGUUAGAAUGCACAAGUGACACAGUUGAGUUGGUCCGAAAAUGCAUUUGUAAAUGUGCUUUCCACAUAUAGCCCUUGACUUUUUAAAGUUAUUUUUGUUUUAUUAUAAAUUUACUAUGAUUAAGCUUUGUGUACUUGCCAUUACCCAAAUGCUUGUUUUAAAUUGAUGUCUCUAGGUGCAGUAUUCAUCAAGUUUAAUGGAGGACAAGCCAAUAUCUUGAGGGUUUUGGAUAGAAAUGUGUUAAAUAAUGGAGGCAGUGAAGAUCUCCAUCUCGGGUGUGGUUCCAAUCAUAAGCAUCACAUUUGUUUGGGACUCUUAACUAUUUGCGGAAAGACCUUCAAAAGAUUACAAUAAGUUUAUGUUUUGCUAUGUUCUGAGUGGCAUUUGUUUUUUUGCUGUGUCUCUCACUGUGGUCAUAUGUUUAACAGUGCUUCAGGAGUGUUGCCACAUCUUUGAGCAUAAAUGAGGCACUGUGUAUGUUUUAUUUGCCUGUAAAUAUAUUUGAUGAUUUGAGAACUGUAAGGGUGAGAGGGCUUGGAGUAUAAUCUCAUUUUUUCCCCCUUGUUUGUCUAUAACAGAGCUCAGAAGCCUUAUUAAAUAAAGCUGCUGUUAAAAAUA
This is a messenger RNA of Pimephales promelas (fathead minnow), 2326 nucleotides long. RefSeq names its product cyclin C (gene ccnc). NCBI's taxonomy places the organism in Eukaryota, Metazoa, Chordata, Actinopteri, Cypriniformes, Leuciscidae. Gene Ontology annotation, molecular function: cyclin-dependent protein serine/threonine kinase regulator activity. The record is from RefSeq and is a predicted model, not a curated record. Gene Ontology annotation, biological process: regulation of transcription by RNA polymerase II.